Molecule: messenger RNA, 1016 nt
Organism: Chelonoidis abingdonii (Abingdon island giant tortoise)
Lineage: Eukaryota; Metazoa; Chordata; Testudines; Testudinidae
Gene: MED28
Product: mediator complex subunit 28
Cellular component (GO): mediator complex
Source: RefSeq, a predicted model, not a curated record
UUGGCGGUGUGUCAUGGCGGCGGCUCUGAGCGGGAUGUUUACAAACCAGCCCCCGGGAGCGCCUCCUCCUCCGCUCCCUCCUGGGGGCCCCGGCCAGGCCGGCCUCCUCCCGCCCGCCGCGGGACCGCGCAAACCCAACAGCACGCUGGUGGACGAGCUAGAAGCGUCCUUUGAGGUGGGGGGAGGUGUUGAUCAAUGUAUCCAGAAAUUUCUGGAUGUUGCGAGACAAACUGAAUGUUUUUUCCUACAAAAAAGAUUACAUCUGUCUGUCCAGAAACCAGAGUUAGUUAUUAAAGAGGAUGUUUCAGAAUUGAAAAAUGAAUUGCAGAGGAAAGAAGCACUAAUUCAGAAGCAUUUGGGUAAACUGCGUCACUGGCAGCAGGUUCUAGAAGACAUGAAUGUACAACAGAAAAAACCUGCAGAAAUGCCUCAAGGACCAUUAGCUUAUCUAGAACAGGCUUCUGCAAAUAUUCCUGCACCCAUGAAGCAAACAUGAUUAAGACAGAUAUUUGCAUUUAGAUCUUUUAGUAUUUUAACUUAAAGUGAAAUACAAUAUUGAUCUUUCUACCUUGUAUAAUAUGUGAUGUAAUUUGUAAUUUAAAAAUAAAUAGUGUUUUAUACUACGACAGUGGGACACAACUAAGCAUAAAAUAAAUGGGGCAGAGUCUGUAGUUUUGUAAUUUUUAUCAAAGUAUGGAUUGUUUUUACAUUCAAACUGAACAAAUGCUUAUGUAUGCCUUGUAUUGUAGUCAGAAUAUAUUUGCAUAGACUAUGCUAAAAACCUGUCCUAUUACUUGGGAAACUGACAGAGCAGUCCUAAUGUAGCUAAAGUCCAGUUAAGGCACUAAUGAUACAGAAGUACUUGCAGAGUUUAUUCGUUCAUCUCAAGUGUAGCCUUAUAUACAGUUUUCAUUGUGAGUGUUUCUAAUCAUGUAGCAUCCUAUGAUUCUGAAGAAAUAGUGCAGACUUCUUAUUGCUGAAACUGAUUGGUCAAAUAAAUCAAAGCAAGGAAUUUC